ACUUUUACGUCAAAUUGAGGUAAUAGUAUGCAUUAUUCGGACAAAACGAAUGUACCGAUGCAUAUUCACGUGGGGCCCAGGAGUAGAGAAGAUCCUUUUGUCAUUUUUUUAAUUUUAUUUAAAUCAAUUAAAUACGUAGAAUGGUCCUUUAAAUACUUCAAUUUUAAAGAUUUUAUUCUUAGUUGGUAAAAAUAACAUUAAUUUAUAGGGAUAGAACCACUACGGUUGCAUAAUUUAUUUCCAGGCCUGUAGAAAAAUCCCCACCCACCCCUCAAUGCACCUCUUAAUUAAAAAGAUGAAAAGUGGAAUUUGUCAUAUCUGAAGUAGACUGUAUCAAGUGUACAGUAUAUACAAAAUGUGUUUACUAUUUAGCACUCAUUUCGUAGGUUUUUUUUAAUGAUAAUAACAGAAUCUUAAUUUAUGUUAGCGAUAAAAAAAAAGUGGACUCUUCGAACUUAGUGCUGAGUAAGCCACUGAAGAAUUUCACGUUAAAACUAUUGCCAAGAUUUGUACAGGUUUUUUUUAGAUAACCAGGAAGGAAAUAUUUCCGUUUAUAAGCUUGUGUUGGAAAUAGAAAUUAUAGAAUAAAAACAAGUGAAGUCGAUGUCCUGUUUUAAAUAUUAAGUUUUUUAUUAUUAUUUUAAUACGUAUUUUGUGGAUAAUAUGGCUGCAAAUGAGGAUAACAAAAAGCCAGUGGAUAAUAAAAUAGAAGAAACUCAAGCCCAAGUAGAUGAGAUUGUUGAUUUGAUGCAUGGAAAUAUGGAAAAACUAUAUGAAAGAGAAGGAAAAUUAACAGAAUUAGAUAGCCGUGCAGAAAGAUUACAGAAACAAGCAAAUGAUUUUGAACAACAAACAACAAAAUUGAAAAGAAAAUAUUGGUGGAAAAAUUUCAAGAUAUGGGCCGUCAUUAUUGGAAUUAUUAUUGUUUUUAUUAUUGCAAUCAUUGUUUAUGCAGUUCAAGCAAAUUCCUAAGCAAUUUCCUAUAUCAUAUAAAGAAGUAUUACAUUAAAAUCAUUUAAGAUUUUGCCAAAAAUAUGCUUUGUGUUAUAACUUUGAAUCCUGUGUAAUGUUUAAGUAUAGUUUCAUGAAAAUGCAAUAUUUUUCUACAUAUUUAUUCAUAGUAAAACUGAACUUUUUAAUUUAGAAAUUAGAUAUUGUAAAGUAAAAAUAGGUUUUUGUAAAAUUAACAUUUUUAUUCUCACAAAAUGUUUAAAGGUUUUACUUGUUUAAAAAAUAUUCAUUUUAUUGAAUGUAAAAAUGUUUGAUAGUGUUCCAUUCCAUAACUAGUCAAAAUAUUUGUUUACAAUAUAUUUUAUUUAGUUUUAAAGAAAACGAUUCAAACAAAAUUUCCUAAUUUAAACAUGGGUUAUUUUUAAUUAAAUAAUUUAUGUAUAAAUUAAUUACA
Molecule: messenger RNA, 1405 nt
Organism: Centruroides sculpturatus (bark scorpion)
Lineage: Eukaryota; Metazoa; Arthropoda; Arachnida; Scorpiones; Buthidae
Product: vesicle-associated membrane protein 3-like
Exons: 8
Coding region: 664-972 (102 amino acids)
Biological process (GO): vesicle fusion; vesicle-mediated transport
Cellular component (GO): plasma membrane; SNARE complex
Molecular function (GO): SNAP receptor activity; syntaxin binding
Source: RefSeq, a predicted model, not a curated record